Molecule: messenger RNA, 3893 nt
Organism: Notolabrus celidotus (New Zealand spotty)
Lineage: Eukaryota; Metazoa; Chordata; Actinopteri; Labriformes; Labridae
Gene: ikzf4
Product: IKAROS family zinc finger 4
Exons: 8
Coding region: 303-2015 (570 amino acids)
Biological process (GO): regulation of transcription by RNA polymerase II
Molecular function (GO): DNA-binding transcription factor activity; RNA polymerase II cis-regulatory region sequence-specific DNA binding
Source: RefSeq, a predicted model, not a curated record
ACAUUUUUGCCACCUGUUCCCGCAGCUGACAUGCAUCGAUGCAUUCGACGAUCACUGAAUCAAGAGCUCUGUUGUACAAUUAUUCGGUCUGUAUCCCAGCAUGGGCCCGGAAGUUGUUUGGGAUUCCCAGGUAAAAAAAAAAAAAAAAAAAAAAAAAAAAAAAAAAAAAAUCCCGGAGAUGCUGUCGUCGCCUGGGAAAACAAACAGCUAUCCAGACAAUUAAAAAAGAAAACACCAGUCGGUCACCAGGUAGGGAAGAGGCUUGUGGACUUCGCCGCAGCGCUUUGGCAUCUGGUGAGAGAAUGAAUGCUGAUGACUGCAAUGGACGCUCAUUUGCACAAGGUAAUGAUGGAGAGUCAUCAACAGAACAGGAUUUUUACGGUGGAUUGCAGGGCCCUGCUGUGAGAUCACCAAACAGUCAGCAGUCCUCACCACACCGCUCUGUUAGUGCCAACUCCAUCAAGGUUGAGCUGUGCAGCGAUGAUGAGUCACCGGGCGCUCCUCAAGCAGAGAACAGAGAGGCUGUGAGGGACGAGAGCAGAAGGGAUGACAGAGGGGACCCCAUGGAAGAAGGGGUCACAGAGUACGCUGGAGGAGAAAGAGGGAGUUUGUACAAUGAGAUGGUCAGUCCAAACCCUGCUUCACCUGGACCCAUCCGGCUGCCCAAUGGGAAGCUCCAGUGUGAGGUCUGCGGGAUGAUCUGCAUCGGCCCCAAUGUUCUGAUGGUGCACAAGCGAAGCCACACAGGUGAGAGGCCAUUCCAGUGUAACCAGUGUGGAGCUUCCUUCACGCAGAAGGGGAACUUGUUGCGCCACAUCAAACUACAUUCAGGAGAGAAGCCUUUCAAAUGUCCCAUGUGCAACUACGCUUGUCGACGGAGGGAUGCCCUUGCUGGACAUCUACGCACACAUACAGUGUCUUCUCCAACGGUGGGAAAACCUUUCAAGUGCACCUACUGCAGUCGAAGCUACAAACAACAGAGCACACUGGAGGAACAUCUGGAGCGCUGCCACAGCUAUCUGACAAGUCUGGACCACCAGGCAGCUCUCAAAACACAGACAGCACAUGGCGAAGAGUCAGUAAAAAUGGAGGCAAGCACUAAACGAGAGCCCCAGCCUCGAAAUGACAAAAUCCAGUUUGUUGACAGACUGGCUCUAAGCCUCACCAAACGCAAGAGGUCAACACCACAGAAGUUUUUAGGUGAGAAGCACAUGCACCUUGAUCUACCUGAAGCACCUUAUGAAUUGUCCUCUGGCUCUGAGAAGGACGGGGACCUCAUGAGCUCUCAGCCUGCUGGAGACCCUGCUGGUCUGGCUGGAUCCCAUCACCGAGGUGAGAGAGUUAAAGGGGAGAACCAUGAACCACCUGCACUGUCUCACCUCCAUCCUGCCUUCCUGUCGGAGUUCCGCACAGUUAUGGGCUCCAUCAACACCAACCAGCCUUCCCAAGGCUCCCGAGUGCACAUUGGAGGAGGAUCAGCAGCAAUGAUGCCUCUUGGCGUGGCUAGUGAAGGCCGCGAUGACCAACCCUCAGCCCACAGCCACACCACCUCUCCCAACGGCUGCCCCGACUCUACAGACACAGAGAGCACAGCAGAAGAGCAGAGCACAAGGGCUUCUGCCCCGACAAGUACCUCCAACAACCACCACCUUAACCACUACCAAACCCCAGCACUGCCACGCAACCAUUCCAACUCCAGCCCCAGCCGGGCCAAAGACUUGGAACCUGAGUGGGAGAAGGCAUGUCCUGUGCCCACUGCCAUGGGAAAGAGAAUCUCCAGCUCCCUCCUUUCUUCCCGGGAGGUCACGCAGGUGUUAGACAGGGACGGCCGGCCUGUGCGCCACUUCCACUGUCGCCACUGUCGCAUCCUCUUCCUGGACCAUGUCAUGUUCACCAUCCACAUGGGCUGCCAUGGCUUUCGCCAACCAUUCGAGUGCAACAUCUGCGGCCACCGCAGCCAGGACCGCUAUGAGUUCUCAUCUCACAUCAGCCGUGGGGAGCAUCAGGUUGGCUGAGGGGAAGGGUCAAAGGUCAGGUGAGAUAAGGUUGACUGCUUCUCUUUAAUGGGCUCAUGUUUGUUCUGCACCAGGUCAGUUGCUUUAAAUCCUUCCUUUAAGAACAAAUGGUUUUAUUUUUAAAUAUUUAUUAAACUAAAGCAGACGAAAGAUAUAAGCCUUUCACUGCAACAUUUAAAAUAAAUUAACUGAUGAAUUGAAAUAACAUCCUAUUACCGAUUGCACUCCCUUAACUAAUCAUCCAGCAAAACCACCAAUUUUGCUUCAAAAGUGCCUUCUUUGAGGAUUUCCUCUUAACUUUGAAAAAAAUGGAGGGGGGGACUGGUGCUCAAAAAUGUUAACUAGCCAUCUUUUGCUAAGCGAUUUAGUUAUUACUUAUGAGAAGGGAGUUAAGAAAAGCAUCUGACAUAUGGAAUGUUUAGUCUGCACUAAGAGCUUUGUUUUUCGUGAUUGAAGAAGGUAUUUUGUAUAGUGUGUCAGGUAGAUUUAAUAUGCACUGAGAGCUUCGUGCCUCUGGGUUUGGGUGGGGCUUUUGUCACAGACAAAGCACAGAAACGGAUUGCCUUAACUCCUACAGUAGCAUGCUGCUGUAGGAAAACAUUGUUUACAGCCUGGUGGGGCAGUGUGUGAAGAGAUAAUAUUUGCAGCUGCACAGAGAGACAGAACAUAGCAGCAUUUUGAGGGGAAGAAACUUGAAAACAAUCGCUUGAGGUUAAAAUGGCUAGGGAUUAAAGUAAGGGUUCUGGAUUUCAAAGCGAGCCUUCGAAAAACUGGUGCAGAUCAGACCCUGAGCCAAGUAGUGUACAGUAAGAGCUGACCUUUAUGGCCCAGGGUGCUUUACCUAUGUGGGAUUGAACUUUUUAGGUUCCCUGCUUAUAUAUGAACAUCUUUGCAGAAGCACUUGAUGGCUUUACUAUUUUCUUCCCUGUAAUUGUUCUACUGCACUGAUAAAUUGCGUAAUAUUCACAAUAGUUUAUCCUUCAAUUUGCGACACCAGUGAAAUUUUAAUGGAGCCGGCCUUCUACAAAAUCCCACAGCUUUGCACUGGUUCUGUAGUCUACACUCAAAUGUGCUGCAAUGUUAUUAUUUUGUGGUUUUGUGCUCAGCACUUGAUGCUGAGAUUUUAAUCAAGCUGCAUUACGUAAGUGAUUUAACAAAAUGAUUAUUUAAACUAGAUCAGCAAAUCAGUUGGGAUCUGUUAAGUUAUCACUUGUGGUUAUCUAUUUAGUGUUGUUUGUUUCAGCCUUGGUGUAUUUAAUCAGCUAUAUUCCAAAUCUUAUCCAGCAUAUUCCUCAAGUCCAUAAAAUGUUACCUCCUGCUUCUUUAUAGCACCCAAAAACCUUAUUGCUACCGUACGAUGAGUUAUCAGAUAAUGUUAAUAUUGGGAACACGAAUGAGACCAAACUCAGUAUUCUUACUUGUUCUUGUGGGUUUGCUGCUUCAUAGUUUUUAUUAUUUUUCUUUAAUUGCAGGCAAAAAUAUACUUGAACUGUUUGAGAAAAAAGUUAUCUAAAAAUGCACUUGGUUUGAUAAGUAGAGACGUGUGUGUGAAUGGAAUAUAGCAUGUGUGCUUGUCAUUUUCUGCUUUUCCCUGAAUUGUGAAUUAUUUUUGAAAUGUGAAGUAAUUUCAACAAGUGGAAACGAGGCAUGGGUUUUUGUCUCCUUGUGUGGACUUUUCAAUGUCUCAAUGAUAUUUUUGUGAAUGAUGUAACAUGACAAAACACUUUACCUCAAAGUUAAAGAUGUUAAACUGCCUCAUUACUGUAUUUCAAAAAAGUCACGUUGCUUUCCAAGAUGUUAUUGCAGUUAGAAUUGCGUGCCCCUCGAUAUUCUCAAAACUUUUUACUGUCAAUAAAGUUCAAUUUAUUGUAAAAGUGU